AUCAACGAAGAAAAUGAGGUCUCAAAGAACCAAAUUACAGAUCACACAUUCGGCUUGUAUCACUGAUCAUAUUAUCCGUUUACCUUAAUUUGAUUGCUUCCAACUUUAAACAGCAAUUCCAAAUUAUUCGAAACAAAGUUAACAUGGAAACAAACCAGGACGGGUUUAAUUCUCCCCCAAAUCCAGAUUUUGCUAAUGCUGAUCAGCCCUCCGUUUCCUGUUGCAACUUCUUACUCGAUCGCACUGGUGAAGUCGUUAUUACUCAUACUUCAGAUGGAUUGUCAUGGCGACUGGUUGAUUCAUUGAAUGAUGAAGGGGAUAAUUUUUCUUGUCUGGGAUUCAAACUUGUUUCGAAUACAGAAAUGGAGGUUAAUAUCGCCGAUGUUUUUGCUGUUAACUUCAUUGGUUGGGGUCUGGUCCAUGAAUCUGCUCUUGCCAGCUUGGAAGUAUCCCUUUCAGAUCAUUCUUCUGAGAUGUACAGGUUUACUAUCUAUGUUGUUCACAAAUCAAAGACCCAAUCAUCUGUUUGGACGCCAUUAGUGUACACUUUUGGUCAUAAAGAUUUGGAGAUUUGUAUGUCUUGGGUAAACCAGAUUAAUUCUCAUCUGAACAUGGAAGUUAAGCGACCUAAGAAUCUUCUGGUUUUGGUUCAUCCGAGGAGUGGGAAAGGACAUGGAUGCAAAAUAUGGGAAACAGUGGCUCCCUUAUUUUCUCAGGCCAAAGUUAAAACUAAGGUAAUAGUGACAGAGAGGGCCGGACAUGCAAGAGAUAUGCUAUCCUCAAUUACGAAUAGGGAGCUGAAUUUGUACGAUGGUGUUGUAGCUGUUGGUGGUGAUGGGUUUUUCAACGAGAUCCUUAAUGGCGUUCUCUUGUCAAGGCAUAAAGCUCCAUAUCCACCAACUCCUUCAGAUAUAACGCCCCCGGCUGCGAGUGAAUGCAAUGUUUCAAAUCAUAAUGUUAACAGAACACUCUCAGAGCACUGUGAUCAUAAUGAAGAUGGAUCUCCCCUUCUGAGGGGCUCUGAGAACAUUGGGCUUGAAUCCUCUAAUUUUGGAAAAGAUUCAGAGUCACCGUUUCCAAAUGAAAUGUUCAGAUUUGGGCUUAUCCCUGCUGGAUCUACUGAUGCCAUUGUUAUUUGUACCACUGGGGCUCGAGAUGCUGUAACAUCAGCAUUGCACAUCAUCCUCGGGAAAAAGGUGCACCUUGAUAUAGCUCAAGUUGUAAGAUGGAAGGAAACAAAUUCAGCAAAUGAAGAACCAUGUGUACGCUAUGCUGCUUCUUUUGCUGGGUAUGGCUUUUAUGGAGAUGUCAUUACUGAGAGCGAGAAGUAUCGCUGGAUGGGACCUAAGCGAUAUGACUAUGCUGGGACAAAGGUUUUCCUUCAACACAAGUCAUAUGAGGCAGAAGUUAGUUAUCUUGAAGUCGAAGCGGAAGAAACUAGCUCGAGUCCUGAAGCAGAUCCUGAAGUCCAUAGCAGAAGGUUUUGGUGUCUUCCCAAAAAGCCUGAUCGAAUGACUUGUCAUGUUAACUGUGCCAUAUGCAAUUCAAAAUCCAAUCACACAAAUACUGGUUCCCUCAGCCUAGCCCAGGACUUUAAAGGAAUGAAAUGGUCAAGUUCCAAAGGACGUUAUCUGAGUGUUGGUGCUGCUGUGAUAUCUUGCCGGAAUGAAAAGGCUCCUGAUGGCCUAGUAGCUGAUGCUCAUCUUUCUGAUGGAUUCCUGCAUCUGAUAUUGAUAAAAGAAUGCCCUCACCCUUAUUAUUUGUGGCAUCUUAUUCAGCUUGCUAGGAAAGGCGGGGAACCCCUGGGCUAUAAAUUUGUCGAACACCAUAAAACUCCAGCUUUCACAUUCAAAUCUUUGGGGAAGGAGGGAGUUUGGAAUGUGGAUGGAGAGCCUUUUCUUGCACAACAGCUAUCUGUUCAAGUAUUUCGAGGCCUUGUUAGCUUGUUUGCAACUGGUCCCCAGGAAUAAAAUACCCACAUAUCUGCAGCUUGCGAUAUUUUUCUAACAUUGUAGAACAAUGCAAAACAGUCACAUAUUAUCUCUCAUCUGGAGAUAGUUCCGAGGGACAGAUUCAGCUCAUUCAAGAGGUCGGCGAGCACUCGAUCAGAACUGAAACUUGAUGCAGUGGCUGCCACCGUUCUUCAAGGACACCCUGUAAGUACUCAACAUAUGUAACUUGGGUGAAAAUAUUUAAGAAAUGGAUUCCUGUAAAUGCUACUCCUGUUGAUUUUCUUAUCUCUUUUAGUCGUUCUCGAAAGGAGGUCGAAUUUGUGUGCUGAAUUUAACUUCAUUCCAGAAUAUAUAUUACUUCAUUCUAGUAGGUUUUCA
Molecule: messenger RNA, 2330 nt
Organism: Salvia splendens (bonfire salvia)
Lineage: Eukaryota; Viridiplantae; Streptophyta; Magnoliopsida; Lamiales; Lamiaceae
Product: ceramide kinase
Exons: 12
Coding region: 144-1970 (608 amino acids)
Biological process (GO): ceramide metabolic process; phosphorylation
Molecular function (GO): ceramide kinase activity
Source: RefSeq, a predicted model, not a curated record